Eriocheir sinensis (Chinese mitten crab) is the source of this 2951-nucleotide messenger RNA. Its product is annotated as deoxyribodipyrimidine photo-lyase-like. NCBI's taxonomy places the organism in Eukaryota, Metazoa, Arthropoda, Malacostraca, Decapoda, Varunidae. The transcript is spliced from 10 exons. The coding region runs from base 16 to 1650 and encodes 544 amino acids. The record is from RefSeq and is a predicted model, not a curated record. Gene Ontology annotation, biological process: photoreactive repair. Gene Ontology annotation, molecular function: deoxyribodipyrimidine photo-lyase activity.
ACUCGCGCGGUGCACAUGUUGGCGCUGUUUACGCAACUCCCGCGCCGCCUCCAAGCCUGGCCCAGGACCUGCCUCUUGUGCCCCCGCCCCGCCGCGACCCCCGCCCCGCCCAGGGCAUUCAGGGUCACCAGGGCCGCCGCGAUGUCCGACGAGGAGCCCAAGCCCAAGAAACAGAAGGUUGAGGAUGACAGGCUGGACAUUCACCCCAGGCUGGAGAGGAGCAGGCGCGAGGAGGCAGAAGGCAUCCUUGACUUCAAGUUCAACAAGAAGCGCGUGGAGAUGAUGAGCAAGGCUGACGAGGUCCCGGACUGUGACGGCAUCGUGUACUGGAUGAGCCGGGACCAGAGAGUGCAGGACAACUGGGCGAUGCUCUUUGCCCAGCGUCUGGCCCUCAAGUACAAGGUGCCUCUGCAUGUGGUGUUCUGCCUCGUGCCAAAGUUCCUCGACGCAACCAUCCGCCACUACCACUUCAUGAUGAAAGGAUUGGAGGAGGUAGAGAGUGAGUGCCGUGAGCUGGGCAUCUCCUUCCACCUUCUGCUGGGUCAGCCUGUUUCUGUGCUGCCACAGUUCAUCAAGAGCCACAACAUGGGCGGCCUCGUCACAGACUUCUCCCCACUGCGUGUGUCCCGGCAGUGGGUCAAGGAAGUGAAGAAAGCCAUCCCCCAAACCAUACCAAUGUGCCGGGUUGAUGCCCACAACAUCGUCCCCUGCAAGAAGGCCUCGGAAAAGCAGGAGUACUCGGCCAAAACUAUCCGCAAGAAGAUCCACGAUAAGCUCCCGGAAUUCUUGACUAAGUUUCCGCCUGUCAUGAAACAUCCACAUCCCAGCAAGGAGGAGGUGGAGCCUGUGGACUGGGAGGCAGCUAUGAAGAGCCUGGAGGUGGAUCAGACUGUCAAGCCCGUGGAGUGGGCCGUGCCAGGGACCCGUGCUGGCCUGGACACCCUCAACGAGUUUUGCCUUAAGCGCCUCAGGAAGUACGCCACGCAGAGGAACGACCCCAACGUCAACGCCCUCAGUAAUCUCUCGCCUUGGCUGCACUUUGGCCAGAUCUCAGCCCAGAGAUGUGUGCUGGAGGUGAAGCGGUACAAGAAGCAGCUGAAGGAAGGGGUGGACGGGUUCAUUGAGGAGACGGUGGUACGGCGGGAGCUGUCGGACAACUACUGUUACUACCAGGAGAACUACGACCGUGUGGAAGGGGCCUACCAGUGGGCCAUCACCACCCUCAACAACCACAAGAAGGACCCUCGGCCGUACCUGUACUCGCUGGAGACCCUGACGGAGGCCCAGACACACGAUGACCUCUGGAACGCAGCGCAGAUCCAGCUGGUUAAGGAAGGCAAGAUGCACGGCUUCAUGCGCAUGUACUGGGCCAAGAAGAUCCUCGAGUGGACGGCCUCUCCGGAGACGGCCCUGGAAACAGCGAUCUACCUCAAUGACCGCUACAGUCUGGACGGCCGGGACCCCAAUGGAUAUGUUGGCUGCAUGUGGUCCAUCUGCGGGAUCCACGACCAGGGCUGGGGCGAGCGCAACGUGUUCGGCAAGAUCCGUUACAUGAACUACGACGGCUGCAAGAGGAAGUUUAAAAUCGAUGGGUACAUUGCACGUUAUGGUGGGAAGAAACACAAAUAUGUUCCCCCGCCAAGUAAAUAAACUGUAAGUGGGAGAGAGAGAUGCUUGUGUGUAUGUGUGUGUGUGUGUGUGUGUGUGUUUGUGGGAGCAAAAAAACAUGUCUCAUUUAAUACUGUAUUGUAAAAUUCAAUCAAGAAAUGUGGAUUGAUUAAGAUACAUAAAGUUAAUUCCAGGGACCAGCGAUCUCCACAGUAACACAGCAAGUAAUGUUGUGUGGUAAAGAUGCUUCACUGAAUCCUAGAGGCUCAAGAGUCUCUCUGCAGCCAACAACAGCCACUCAACAUGGUAGACAGUUUGGCUUAGAUUUGUAUAAUAUAAGAAAAAAUUGUUAAUCUUAAAAUCAUUGUUGCUGUACUUAUUGGUUUAAUUUUUUCAUUAAGAAAUGUUAGCUUUUGUUUAAGGAUGUAGAUUUCUAUAGAUGAAUACUGCCGUAAGUCAUUGUUUUAAAUCUCAGUGUAUUAGAAUAGACUGAAUUGAGUAACGUCGCAAACCAUAGCAUGAGCAUCAUUAGUGUCACGCCGAGUACCUGAUCAUCAUUCAUCAUCCCCCAACCCCGGUGUGUUGAGUCUCUUCCUGUGUCACAGCGCCUCUCACCUCAGUGUGUUCAAGAUGUGUCCCGUGCAACCGUUCCAGUGACGUCAGUGUGUUCAGGUUCAGGAGUCCCUUCCCUUGUAUCUUGUAUUAAGCAAGUAAUCUUGUCUCCAUUACUGUCUUCAUUAAUGAAUAAUUAUUUCAUAUAAACAGUUUUUAAACUGUAACUUUGAUAUUAUUAUUUAGUAGUAAAUGAUUUAUAUCUUUAAGGUUGUUAAGUUUAUUUGUAUUUGAUUCUUUGCAUAGCAGUGCUAAGCUCCUAGGAACACUGUGGUAUUAAAGGCUCUCAGCCUGAACCUCUCGCCAGUGUUGAAAAUCAAAGUGUAACUGCAGGGACCCCUUCAUGAUGGUGGUGAUGUGUUGUCCAAGGCAGGGCUUCCCAACCCUUGGCAAACAGCAGCACCUACUGAUUGCUGCAACACUACAGAAGCACUGUUGAAUAACUGAAGUAACUAAGAAAAGAAAAACAAGGUUUAGUUGUCCUUUCAAAUAUGUAUGAAAGUAAUUAAUUAAAUUUGUAUGGUAUUCAAAAUAUAAUCAGGUUGUUGGGACCAUUUUCUGCCUCUCCAAAGAGAGCUGUUAGACAGCCUUGAGGCAUCACUGUGUUGCUGGUGAGUCCAAGGUUGGGAAUGCUUAGCCAAGGGUCUGCUUGCACCAUCAGGGUUGAAGUUGUCAGUUACUGAAGUAGAUGAAAUAUUAAUGAGAAGAAUCAUUAAAAAUGAUGAAGAUAA